Nilaparvata lugens (brown planthopper) is the source of this 1043-nucleotide messenger RNA. RefSeq lists its product as uncharacterized. The record is from RefSeq and is a predicted model, not a curated record. The coding region runs from base 46 to 465 and encodes 139 amino acids. The transcript is spliced from 4 exons. NCBI's taxonomy places the organism in Eukaryota, Metazoa, Arthropoda, Insecta, Hemiptera, Delphacidae.
UUCAUUCAUAAGUCGUGUGCAAGGUUUGUUGUCAUUGUUCCUAUAAUGAAGAAGUAUUAUCAAAUCAUUUUAGUUUGGCUGACUGCUCUAAGUCUUAAUGUAGAAGCAAGUUCUAUAUUUGACAUGGGUCCCUACAAAGUCGACCAGAAACAGAUAGGAAUAGACUAUUGUCCCAUCAGCAGUAGAAGAUGCGUCUAUGCCAAACACCAUAGACGCCGGAUUGCUGGCACUUCUGACUGGCUUUGGAAUGGGUCAUUAUCAGUCAUUGAUGUUUAUAUCAAGAAUACAACAACAAUGAGAGUUGUAGCCUAUACAAAAGGUGCAAACGGACGCUACCAAAGCCUGAUUGAUAUUACGCGACCAUUCUGUUCAUGGUUGCGGCUUGUAGAACCAUCGAUGAACGAUUUUUUGGAACCAUGCUGGCUACGUUUACAAAUGUUAUUUUAUUUUUCCGGGCUUUUAUGAAACAAAAGACUUCUUUCUACAACCGCAGAAGCAUUUCCAGCUAGCUGGAGUUCCAGUUCUACCCUAUGGAUCUUACAAAAUUGAAUUCCGCAUCAACAAUGAUAUCAGAAUCAACUGUUUUUGUGGUGUAUUGUUCAUUGAUUUGGUUCCAGAUAUAGAUGCCAUACGAAAUAGAACAAUACAACAUAACCAAUUUUUCAAUAAUUCAACAUAUCCUUUUUGAACAUCUAGAUCUUCGGGUGACAACAUAUGUGGGCUAUUAUAGUCUGAUUAAAACAAGUUGUAAAUGUGCUACUAGAUGACAAAAAAGAUACAGUAGGAUAUCCACGAGGACAUAUUGUGCAGAGUUGCGACCUUCAAUUGCAAGACCAUAUCACUUAAUGUAUUCAAUGAGACAACCCUCUGUAUCAACUGCCUAGUCAAAUUGAAUGUAUCCAUUGUUCAUUCUCUUUAUAUAAUUAAGGAGACUUGAUGCUUAAUUAGACAUAAUUAAUUAGACUUGAUGCUUGAAGAAGAUCGACAUCCUCAAACCAAAUAAUGUUUUCUAAACUGGAUUAAAUAAAUUGAUUAGCUACAAC